AGUGGGCCUUUGUGGCUGUCAGAAUUUCUACAAUGAGCACUGCCGCAGAAAGAAAAUUCAUUAACCUCCGUAAGCGCCUGGACCAGCUGGGCUACAAGCAGCCACUAGGCAUCGAGUCUUUACCUCUAGUUGAAAAACUCUUCAGUGACCUCGUUCAUACUACAGAAAGCCUUCGUAAUGCUAAGUUAAGUGCUAGCAAAAAUGAGAAGGAAAAUAAGAAUUUUGACUCUGUAAUAGAACCCUACAAGGCAGAAAAUGCCAGACUUGUCAGGGAAAACAAUGAGCUGCACUUGGAACUCCUGAAGAUCAAAGAAGAAUCAGACCGACACAUUAAAGACUUGAAAGCCUCUCUAAGAAAAUUUGAACACCAGACAGCUGACUUGAAAUUUUUGAAUAACCAGUAUGUGCAUAAGAUCCGGUCAAUGGAGAAGGAGAGCAAAGCAAAAACCGAAAGGAUUCAGCAGCUGCAAGAGAAGAACCUGCAAGCUGUGGUGCAAACACCAGGGGGAAAGAAGCGAAACAUUCCUUUUCGGCGUCAGCGCAUGCAGAUUGACCAGCCCGUCCCACCAUCUGGAACGAGCUGUCACCCUGUACCUCAGCCAGAGGAUCCUUAUGUUGCUGAUCUGCUGCAAGUUGCUGAUGACAGAAUUCGGGAACUUCAGCAGGACGUGAUUUCUUUGCAAGCAAAGCUGGACACCUCUGAGAAAGCAGUUAAACAUCUCACUCAGAAGGUCGAAUUAAGAGACAAAGAAGUAGAGCGGUUGGCCUUAGCUCUGGAUGGAGGACGAUCUCAUGAUGUAAUUUCCCUUGAAGCCAGAUACAGAAGUAAUGAAAAACUUGUUGCCCAUCUAAACCUUCAGAUUGAAUAUCUCCAGAAAGCUAACCGAGACCUUGAAAAUCGUGUGCAAGAACUCAUGGAAACCCGACAGAAUGUGACCAGUGAGGUGUUGAAUCUAAGCAGCAAGAAUGAGGAACUCUGUAAAGAACUGUCAGAGAUUGACCAGAUGGCACAGCAGCUAGAGAGAGACAAAGAUAUAGCACUUGAGACUGCAGAUGAUGAGAUUGAAGAAGCAAAGAAUGAAAUAAAGAGGCUGCAUAUGGAAAUCCACAAACUUGAAAGUACUUUGGUGCAGUACAAAUCUGACCUGAACACUUGUGAGUUUGAGAAAAACCAACUGGCUGAUGAGCUAGAGAUUAAAAAAGAAGAAAGUCGCAAGUUUGAAUCCCUCCUGAACCACUUGGAGAAUGAAAAGCAGCGUUUUUCUAACAAAUUUGAAAAACAGAUGGUGACAGAACGAGAGCUCGUGCUGGAAGUAGAGAGGAUGAGGACACACUAUGGUAUUUUGCGUACUGAUCGCUCACCUUCUAGGCUGGACUCUUUUGUCAAGACUUUAGAAGAAGAACGGAAUCAUUAUAAAGCAGAGCUGGAGAAACUGGAAAGAACACUUGAUCUAAGAGCCAGCUCCCGAAACCUUUCCAGGCUGGAGAGCAGCAGAAGGCACAGCUCCCCAGACAAGAGCACAGGGAACCAUUCCGAUCUUUGGCGAGUCACCAGGGAAAGAGAUGAGCUGCAGGAGAUGUUGGAUAGGUUUGAAAAGCACAUGGUCGAGAUUCAGUCCAAUGUAAAAGUACUAACAAUGGAAAGGGACAGGUUCCGUGGGCUUUAUGAGCAGGUCCAGAAUGACCUGGUCACGGCAAAGCAAGAUCUUUCUCCUCUGCGCAAAAGCAACACUUCUGUGAAAGAACUGCUCCAUCUAGAGGAAGAAAGAAAUCUAAUCAAGUCUGACUUGCAUAGAGUUCAAGAGGAAAAUGAAAGUCUCAGGGACAGAAUAAAGGUGCAGAAUGAGACAUUAACAACGGAAAGGUUCAGACUUGCUCAAAAGAUUGAUGACUUUGAAAGCUCAAUACAGAUGUUGGAAACUGAACGGUCUGAAUUAAAAGCCACUAUAUCUGAGCUGAAGGAAACUAUAUCAUCUUUAGAAAAUGUAAAUCGAUCACACUGUGUGAAUUUGGCUCAAACCCUGGAUGACUCUUCACAGUAUAAAGUUGAACUGAGCUCUCUAAGGUUACUUAAUGAACAACUUCAUAAAUCUUUGGAAGAUCUCCAACAUCGCCUCACUGUAAAAUCCAAUGAGCUACAGUUAUCUCAGGAAGAGAUUGCAACACUGGAGGAAAGAAUAGGUGAAUUAAAUCAGAAGGUAUCUGCACAAGCCUCCGAAAUGGCCAUGCUUAGAAACACAGUUUCUGUGCUGGACAAAGAGAAAGACGAACUCCAGGAAAGUGUAGAUGAGAAGACUGAGCGUGUUGCCUGCCUGGAUGAUAACCUGGAAAAUAAGGAAAAAACAAUUAGUAACUUGAGGCUCACUCUAUCUGAAUUGGAGGCCACUGUUGACCAGUUGAAAGACUCCAUUAGUAACAAAGAUCGGGAGUUAUUAAGCCUCCGCCGGCAGCUUGAUUCCGUCAUUGCUGAGCUUUCAGAAAAUGUUAGACUGAGAGAAAUUUCCCUGAAGGAGAAUAGAAGAUUGCAGGAUGACCUUGCCACCAUGACCAGAGAGAAUCAGACAGUUGCUUUGGAGUUAGAAAAUGCAAUGCAUGAAAAAGAAGAAUUAAGGCUAAGAGUUCAUGGCUAUAUCUCGGAGGUUGCCAGAAUUGAGGCAUUAAUGGCAGCCAAGGAACAAGAGAAUCGAGAGCUUCUAGAUCAGUUUAGAAUGAUGCACAGCCAAGCUGAAGAAUGGGAAGUUAAGGCACAAAAUGCCGCCGGCGAGAGUAGCUCUGUAAAAAUGGAGUUGCUGUCUAUUGAUACAGAUAGAAGACAUCUGCGAGAGAGAUUGGAAGACUUGGAGAACGAAGUCCGAGAGCACAUGAAUGCUCAUCAGGCCUAUGAAGCUCAGAUGUCAUCCAUGACUAAAACAAUAUCCAAAUUAGAAGAGCAACUCCGACAUGAACUGGAUGAAAAGGCUUUGAUUCUGUCUGAUUUGGCAUCAGUCAGAGAGCUGUGCGUAAAGCUGGACUCUAGCAAAGAGCAAUUCUCCAGGCAGCUUACUGCUAGAAACAUGGAAUAUGAAAGAGUCAUGGAUGAAUUGGAGGAUAUGAAAUCAGAAACCGAACUUCUGAAGAAGCAACUGUCCAGUGAGAGGCUCACUAUUAAGAACUUGGAGACCUUGCUGGCCACUAAUCGAGAGAGAGAGUUUCAGAGUCAUCUUACCACCCAUGAGAAGGACUCUGAGAUUCAACUGCUGAAAGACAAACUUACCCUUUCUGAGAGUAAACUUAACUCCCAGUCUCGAGAAGUGGCUAUGCUCAGAAAUAAACUUACACAGCUGCAGUCUGACUAUGAUGUUGCAAGAAGACAACUCACCACAGAGAAGUUUGAAAGAGAACGAGCAGUACAGGAGUUGCGCAGACAUGGGCUUUCUACAUCAUUGCGUACAUCUUCACCACUAACAUCCACAAUGAAAUCGCCUUCUCUAUCUCCAGAACGCUCCAUCUUAAGACCUGUAGAUCGAGCCUCUGAUAAAACAGCAGAAAAAAGUGUAAGCUUCAAGGAAUGACAGCUGUGAAGAUAAUACCACAGAAGAACCAGCACCAUCGCUGUUUACACCAUGUGAAUUGUA
Molecule: messenger RNA, 3614 nt
Organism: Nanorana parkeri
Lineage: Eukaryota; Metazoa; Chordata; Amphibia; Anura; Dicroglossidae
Gene: CEP135
Product: centrosomal protein 135
Exons: 25
Coding region: 33-3551 (1172 amino acids)
Source: RefSeq, a predicted model, not a curated record